AUGGACAUCAUUUGCGACAUCAUAUUUGGCCAGCUAGCAGAGUCUUCGCAAACAAGUGGUUGUGAUUCAUCUGCUGAGUUCCGUAGAGACUAUGAUCAAGCUCAGGCCGGCGCACUCCACAUGAUCAAAUGGGGGCGUCUCACGUAUUUGAGCUCCUCGCAGAAAUUUCGGGUAUUGUCUGCUACGACCAAAAGCCGUGCCUUUGUGAAGAGGCUCGCGCAGAACGCUCUGAGCACACACGAAGCCGAAGGGAUGGACAAGCCAUUACCAGACUCUCUCUUAAAACAGCUAAUCAGUGAUACUUUUGAUGAAAGCGAACUAGUCGAUCAACUGUUUAGUGUGCUCGUGAGAGGAAGAGAUACCACGGCGUCCCUUCUCAGUAUUCAGUUUCAUAUACUAGCUCGUCGCCCAGACAUUUGGGCGAAGCUAAGAGACGAUGUAGCAGCCCUUGACGGAAAGCCGCCGUCCAUACAAGAGAUAAAAAGACUGAAAUAUGUCUCAUCAGUUGUCAAGGAAUCUCUCAGGCUCUAUCCCGCAGUUCCAAGAAGCGCCAGAGUCGCCGUCAAGGAUACCCUUCUACCCACUGGUGGUGGAAGGGACGGAAACAGUCCUAUCUUGGUAGCCAAAGGCCAGACAGUCGUUCUUGACCUAUUCAGUCUACACCGAAACAAAGACACCUUUGGAGAUGAUGCUGAGGAGUUCAGACCAGUGAGAUGGGAAGGCAUUAGACCCGGUUGGGGAUAUAUUCCUUUUGGUGGCGGUCCUCGCUUGUGUAUAGGCCAACGGAUGGGCUUUAUGCAGGCAACGUAUACGACAGUGCGAAUGGUAUAA
This is a messenger RNA of Aspergillus luchuensis, 831 nucleotides long. RefSeq lists its product as uncharacterized. The record is from RefSeq and is a predicted model, not a curated record. Bases 1 to 831 code for a protein of 276 amino acids. NCBI's taxonomy places the organism in Eukaryota, Fungi, Ascomycota, Eurotiomycetes, Eurotiales, Aspergillaceae. The transcript is spliced from 2 exons. Gene Ontology annotation, molecular function: heme binding; iron ion binding; monooxygenase activity.